Molecule: messenger RNA, 909 nt
Organism: Penicillium griseofulvum
Lineage: Eukaryota; Fungi; Ascomycota; Eurotiomycetes; Eurotiales; Aspergillaceae
Gene: atfB
Product: bZIP transcription factor atfB
Exons: 1
Coding region: 1-909 (302 amino acids)
Biological process (GO): regulation of transcription by RNA polymerase II
Molecular function (GO): DNA-binding transcription factor activity, RNA polymerase II-specific; RNA polymerase II cis-regulatory region sequence-specific DNA binding
Source: RefSeq, a predicted model, not a curated record
AUGUCUAACCUCAAAUCUGCAAUGUCAGGUGUUUUACCUCAAGGCCUCACAGAUAUCAAUCUCGGUCCAUCGUUCACUUCCAUCUCAGGUGAUUUCUUAGGCCUCCCGAUACAAGACGACGAACUUUGGGGUCUAAGCCCCGUCUCACCUAUGGCGGGCUGGGAUAAAGACUCGGCAUUUGCCAAUUCCGCGCUCGAACGAGACCUCAAAAACACCCAGGUUCGAAAUGGUCAACCAACCCCACCUCCCUAUGAUGGUCGUGAUCUCGGUCUAGACAUGGAAAGCGCCAGCAAACGACGGCGCGUCCGCGAAUACAAAACCGCCGCCGCUAGCCUCAGCCCGGACCUUGACGAUGCCCCGCACGAACGCGCCAAGCGGGCCAAAUUCCUCGAGCGCAAUCGUCUCGCUGCUAGCAAGUGUCGCCAGAAGAAAAAAGAACAUACUCAACAGCUGGAAUUCAAUUUCAAGGAACAGUCCGAGAAAAAGGAACAGCUUGUUGCCGAAAUCGCACGCCUACGCUCCGAGAUACUGGGUCUGAAGAAUGAGGUCCUCAAACAUGCUCAGUGUGGCGAUGAACCCAUUAAACUUCAUCUCGCUCAGAUGGUAAAGAGAAUUACCGAUAAAGAUGGUGCGCCUUCUCUUGAGGAAUCGCCAGUCAGAAUUCAUGAUCAUCCUUCCGUCUCCCCGCUUGAACCUACUCCGGUGACGACUUCCGUGCCUGUUUCUGCGCCUGCGCCCGCGGCUAUGUCGUUUGGAUUUGAUGAUCCUCUCCAGCUUGAGCCGGCUGCUGCGGCCGCCGCUGAGGCGUUCGAGCAACAGAUGCGUCGUGAGUCGGAGGCUUCCCUUGUCUCUGAGGGGUCUUAUUCAUUCUCGGCGGAGGAUACAUUUGAUGAUUUGAUCAAUGUGUGA